Eruca vesicaria subsp. sativa (arugula) is the source of this 829-nucleotide messenger RNA. The record is from the annotation of a GenBank genome assembly. Lineage: Eukaryota; Viridiplantae; Streptophyta; Magnoliopsida; Brassicales; Brassicaceae.
GAGAAGCAAUACUCUUUUGUCUAUAUAAAGAGACAAAGAGUUCUUUAUUUCUCACAAGUCAUACCACCAAACUUCCAUUACAGAUCCUUCUUCUUCUGCAAAUCCUUCGCCUGAUUCUUAAGUUAUCAUCGAUCAUGAUCUCUGUCGUAAUCCUCGCUAAGCUACUGGUGGAGUACACUUCUGCUCUCGCUAAACUCACCGCCGGGAUGCUUCCAAGACGGCAAGGCAACGACAGCAACGUCGUAAGAGUUGGCGGUUUCAUCUUGCCUUGUCCUUCUCCUUCGAGUACUAAUCGGUCGUCGCUGUUUCCUGACUUUUCUUCUCAUCUCGUUGACUUCUGAUCUGCUUGAAGACUUUUUAGAGAUCUUGUUUUGGAUCUUGUCCUCCUUCUUGAUCUAAUAGAAGAGUGAGGGCUGAGAUUUUUCACUGAGUGUCUCUCUGCCUCUCUUUCUCUAGGUUGUGUUGAAUCGCUUAGAGCUUUGUAAAUGUUUGUGUUAAAAUAUAAUAGAAAGUUAAUUUUCUUUGAAGAACUUCUGAUCUUUACCUAAUGACGUACAAUGAUGAUCUUCAAGAAAAGUACUUUUUUGUUAUUCACAUUAUUAAACAAGUACAUGUUCAUUUUAUAUGACGUCAGAAAUAGAGGAAUAAUAAACUGUAUACAAGACAAGUCGCCUUUAACUGAUUAAGUUUAUUAAAUUAUAGCUCCCAAGUCCGAAUCUUCAUCUGUUUUGGUCUGUAAACUGUAUACAUUUGACAUUUAGUCAUAAGUCAGUUUUGGACCGUGAAGGCUUUGGGACGAUCGAAAAGGAUGUUAAUGUUAACUUAAGCA